AUGUCUCUCCUUCAGCUGGAUCUGAGACGUCUCUCCUCGGUUGGAACGCUCAUGCCUGUUCCUCAGCUGGAUCUCGGACGUCUCUCUUCAAUAGAAACAAUGAUGUCUCUCCUCAACUGGACCUCGGACGUCUCUCCUCAACUAGAUCUGGUCGUUCUUACCUCUCUCGUGUUCGUCGUUUGUCUAGUGUUACAUCUUGUAAUUAUUCAGCUCUUGUCUCUACUUAGCACUUUCUCGCCCCAAAAGAACCUGGGUCGCAUGCAGCUGUUCCUCUUUUUCGUAACCUUUGACCUCUGUGGCUUCUUCCUUAAUUUUCGCUCUUCAUCCUGCAACAUCUACAGGAGCUUCAUCUUUCCUAAACUCCUCUCUGCGUCUCUUGCAUGGUCAUCAAGCCUAACCCUCAUCCAACGGAGAGCAAUAGAGCGACUGCAACGGCGUGCCACUAGAAUCAUCUUGGCCCCGAGUUACCCUACCUACAGCAAAGCCAUCGCGCCUCGUCAGCUCCUCACGAUCCCCAAUAUUCAUGAACAGCAUUUCGUUCGGCAACAAACUGCUGAACAACCCUCGCCACCGCCAUCCACUGCCUCCCUCGGCCCCCCUCCCCGUCGGCCCCUCCCCGUCGGUCCCUCCCCGUCGGCCUCCCUCCCCGUCGGUCCCUCCCCGUCGGCCUCCCUCCCCGUCGGUCCCUCCCCGUCGGCCCCUCCGCUCCUGCAACAAACUGGUUCCCUUCAGAACCCACAUGGAUCGUUGCAGGAACAGCUCGUCAAGCUAAUUAAUGAACGUUCAUCUAACAUUUGA
Penaeus chinensis is the source of this 798-nucleotide messenger RNA. Its product is annotated as endoplasmic reticulum junction formation protein lunapark-like. The transcript has 3 exons. The record is from RefSeq and is a predicted model, not a curated record. Bases 1 to 798 code for a protein of 265 amino acids. NCBI's taxonomy places the organism in Eukaryota, Metazoa, Arthropoda, Malacostraca, Decapoda, Penaeidae.